This is a messenger RNA of Encephalitozoon hellem ATCC 50504, 402 nucleotides long. Its product is annotated as homeodomain-containing protein. Bases 1 to 402 code for a protein of 133 amino acids. Gene Ontology annotation, molecular function: DNA-binding transcription factor activity, RNA polymerase II-specific; transcription cis-regulatory region binding. The record is from RefSeq and is a predicted model, not a curated record. Gene Ontology annotation, cellular component: nucleus. Gene Ontology annotation, biological process: regulation of DNA-templated transcription. Lineage: Eukaryota; Fungi; Microsporidia; Unikaryonidae. The transcript has a single exon.
AUGCCGAUUCGAUCGAGACUUAACAAAGAUGAGAAGAAAACUGUGAAGUUCAUCGACUCGACAGAGGAGAUAAUAAAGUAUCUUAACAAGAACGACUCGAAUAAGAGAUCAAGGCUCAAAUUAAGCGGACACCAGAUCGAUGUCCUAGAGUCGAAUUUCAGGAUCGAUAGCCAUCCAAACAGCACCACCAAGAGCCUGCUGGCAAACACGCUCAGCAUACCGUUUAAGAACAUCCAGAUAUGGUUCCAGAACAGAAGAGCCAAGGAAAAGAUUGCAAGGGACAACUGUAAAAGAAGGAACGGAAAUGCAAGAGCUGAAGGCAAGGAGCAUGAGCAUGGCAAGGUGAACUAUCAGGCGAUGUGCCCCUUUGAUUUUACUUCCCAGGAGAGGUACUUUCUUUGA